Annulohypoxylon maeteangense is the source of this 2973-nucleotide messenger RNA. RefSeq names its product SNF2 family N-terminal domain-containing protein. NCBI's taxonomy places the organism in Eukaryota, Fungi, Ascomycota, Sordariomycetes, Xylariales, Hypoxylaceae. Gene Ontology annotation, molecular function: ATP-dependent chromatin remodeler activity; ATP binding. The record is from RefSeq and is a predicted model, not a curated record. The coding region runs from base 1 to 2973 and encodes 990 amino acids. The transcript is spliced from 12 exons.
AUGGAUUUCGAUCAUGGAUCCCAUCGCCCUUCGAAGCGACCUCGGUUCAACCUUCCUCCACUUUCAUGGGCAGUAUCGACACAAGAGCGAUUAAAUUUGGAGUUUCCCCAGCACCCUACUGCUAAGCUAGGACUGAAUUAUGAUUCUAUAUCACUUCCGCCACCUAACAGAUUGUACGAAUCCGCUUCCAACAGCAGCCUAUCUCCUAAAAUUGGGCCAGAACUUGCGCCUUUCAGUUAUGCACAGCCGACCUACCCCCCACUGCCAGUCGAUGGUAUGAGACCGCCAGUGCCUCAACCCUACAGCCCUUACCAACCUUCUCAGGCCGAACGCUCUAUAUAUGCAUCCGGUACACGUCCCCAACUCACCAGUCCGGCCUUGGAAGAUAAUCCCGGACUCCAAUCACACAUAAGGCCUUUAUCUCAAGCGCAUUCAGCAACGCCUCCACUGCAGGACGUUACAAAUAGAACAACAUGGCCUGAACAUGAUUACAAUGCCCAAGUGAAUGUCCCGUGCAGCCCAGCUUCAAACCAGAGCGAGACGGUAUCCCACAUACCUGGUACAUGUGAGCAGUUGGGGACAGUAGAAAUUCUACCAGAGUUUCCAGUUCGUCUUAAUAGUCCAGGUAUGUUUAGUCUGGAAGGUAAAGAAGAUAUGAGCGGUCGUAUCCAGUCAGCACACAGCCAAAUGAUCCACGGCUUACUCGAAGAGCAAACCCUCGAACUUCAUGUAAACUGUGUCCUGAAUACACACUCAGCAAAGACGAAAUCAUUCCGGAAGUCCAAGUUGUUACCAUGUAUAUUAGAGAUCACUGUAUAUGGACCACUAGAUCUCUACGAUGAAAUCGGCAGUUGGUUCCAAGAAUACGAAAUUUACCUUCAGGAUCCUCGGAUAUGUCAUCUGGACGUUAGAUACUAUAACCCUCACAGACUCUCGUCGGACAACCUUGAAUCCCAUACUUUAGUUUCCGAGGUAAUAAACAAGAAUUUGGCCUUAAUACCUCUUCAGCAUGUCGUCGAGCAGACCGAUAUGCUGGAUGUUCUGAGUAAUAGUGCCGAUUUAGAAGAGACCCCACAACCAGAAGCUAUAAGAGCAACAUUGAAGAAACAUCAAAAACAAGCUCUUACAUUUAUGCUCCAUCGAGAAAAGGGUUCGAUAAACGCCGAGGGAUGUAAAGAUAUUUGGGAGACUGUCAAUAAUGACCACGGGCGAGUAUUUGUCAAUACAAUUACGAAUACCUACCAGACCGAAGAACCCCCGCAGUUCAGCGGCGGCAUCAUUGCAGACCCUAUGGGUCUCGGUAAAACAUUGAGCAUGAUUUCCUUAGUAGCUACUGACAUCGACGCCCGUUACGGGCUUAGAGCUUUGGAUACUGAGAGGGGAAUAGGCACUACACUUAUCAUCAUCCCUCCGCCACUAAUUGGUACCUGGGAGGAGCAGCUAAAUGAACACGUAUUUGGAGAUUGUUUGAAAUAUUGCCGCCACCAUGGCAAAACUAGAUUGAAAGACCUAACAGAACUUGAAAACGUGAAUGUGGUAUUAACGACAUUUCAUACCGUUUCGGCGGAGUGGAGCGCAGAUGCAAGCGCGGCCGACUCCAUCUUAUUCUCAGUUCGCUGGCGAAGGGUAAUUUUAGACGAAGCACAUUUCAUCAGAAACGGGAAUUCAAGAAUGUCCCGUGCUGUAUGCGCACUUGAGUCCGAGUGUCGAUGGGCUGUUACGGGCACUCCUAUCCAAAACCGACUUACCGAUCUGGCAACUCUCUUUAAAUUCGUUCGGGUCCACCCAUAUAGUGAUCCCAGACGGUUUGAAUCUGAUAUUUCAAAUCUUUGGAAAUCAGGAGAGGAGGAAGAAGCUGUUCGAAGACUCAAGCGUCUCUCAGCUUUCCUCUUACUCCGUAGACCUAAAGGGACCAUCAACCUUCCCGCUAGGCAAAAUCUUUUAUUACCUGUUGAUUUCAACCAUGAAGAAAGGCAGGUAUAUGACAGUAUGCGGAACCAGGUUAUCACCAGAAUCGAUGAAGCUCUGCAUGGCAUCUCCGGGGUGCCUAGGGCUAGUUCAUAUCGCAACGCACUCCAACAAAUUGAAUCAUUACGAUUAUUCUGUAACUUAGGGUUGCGAUACCACUCGAGACACAAAAGUGAUGGGGGUUUACUUCCAAGUUCAGAAGAGUGGCUCAAAGUAGCCCAACGUACCUUCGACUCCCAAAGAGAAAUAACGCCAAUAUCAUGCAGGCAAUGCUCUUCGGUGGCUGAACCAACAGCAGAAUGGUUGAAUGAGCCAAGCACAACUCGACGAAGCGCACAGUUUUUCGAAUGCUUGAAGUUUGUGUGCGGUGAUUGCAUGGAUAAACUUAACCGCAGCGGCCAUUCGAUGACUUGCGGUCAUAAUCCUUCAUGUGCUGUAGCCGCUGUUUCGACAAAUAGCACUGCUCUGGAGGAGACUCCAGAUCUUGAAGCAGCUGAAAUGGGCACGUCUUUUACUAGUCUUCCUUCGAAGAUUAAAGCUCUAGUAGCAGAUCUCAAGAAUAAACCCACUGGUGUCAAAUGUGUUAUAUUUUCUACUUGGAGACUUACCCUUGAUGUCGUCCAAGCUGGAUUGAGUAAUGCAGGAAUACGGAGCACCCGCUUCGACGGCAAAGUUCCUCAGAAGGACAGACAAUCAGUCAUAGACAAUUUCAGAGCAGAUCCGAGUGUCAGGGUAAUGCUACUCACUCUCUCUUGCGGUGCAGUUGGUCUCACCCUUACGGUAGCGUCGCGUGCGUAUCUCAUGGAACCACAUUGGAACCCAACUCUCGAAGAGCAAGCCCUGGCACGGGUUCACCGGCUCGGGCAGGAGAAGGAAGUCACAACUCAAGUUAUGCAAGUGCAAGAAUCGAAAAAGCAACUCGCUGGUGUGCUAUUAUCACCACACGACGGCAAGAACACGGACAACAGCCUCGUAGGACUGGAGAAAUUGCGCGCAUUGCUUUGA